AUGCCAAAUUUUAAUGAACUACCGAAAGUGAUCUUUGUUUUAGGACCUCCAGGAUCUGGUAAAGGAACGCUAUGUAUGAAAUUAGAAAAAAAUUUCGGUUUGAAACAUUUGAGUGCCGGCGAAUUGCUGCGGACUGAACGGAAACGUGAAGGUUCUCAAUAUGGUCAAGUUAUUGAGUCACAUAUCCUCAAUGGCACUAUUGUUCCCGUUGAAAUUACUUGCAAACUCAUCGAGAAUGCAAUGAAUAAUUCGCCAUCUGCAAAAGCAUUCUUGAUUGAUGGUUAUCCACGGAAUCAAAAUAAUGUAGAAGGAUGGGAACGUAUGAUGGGAUCAAAAGCAAAAGUUUUAUUUAUAUUAUAUCUACAUUGUCCAGAUGAUAUCUGUAUAGAAAGAUGUUUGAAUCGAAAUGAAGGACGUUCUGAUGACAACGAAGAGUCAUUACGUAAAAGGAUUGAAACAUAUUAUACACAAACUAUACCAAUCAUAGAGCAUUACAAGGCGAAAAAUCUUGUACAGCAAGUAUUAGCAGCGGCAUCACCAGAGCAGGUUUACGAAGAAGUGAAAAAAAUUAUCGAAAACUUCAGCAUGUAA
This is a messenger RNA of Acanthocheilonema viteae, 591 nucleotides long. Lineage: Eukaryota; Metazoa; Nematoda; Chromadorea; Rhabditida; Onchocercidae. The record is from the annotation of a GenBank genome assembly.